GGUGAUGGGUGUUGUCUUUCGUUUCAAUUAAUGUUUAGAUGAAAGAAAUAUUAAAAAUGUCAUCCAAAAAUUGUGCAAAUAUAAUUUUAAUAUCCCUGAGUUUGUUCUGCUGUUUUAUAUAUGGACAUUUACAGGACAAAUUUAAUGUUAACAAUACUGUUACUUGGUGUACAAUAUCUGAUGCUGAACAGGACAAAUGUAAUGCUUUUUCAAGAGCAGUUGAUCGUGAGAAAGCAUUUUUCGACUCUAAUUACAUUUCAUUACAAUGCAAACAAGCAUCUAAUAAAGAAGAAUGCAUGGCUCUGUUGGAUCAAGAGAAAGCACAUAUAACCACUUUAGAUGCUGGAGAAAUUUUUAUGGCAGGACGCUAUCAUAGUUUAAUCCCAUUUAUGCAGGAAAUAUAUGAAAGUGGUUUGAAUUAUCAAUAUGCAGUUGCAGUUAUUAAAAAAGGGUUUUUGACAGAUGUUCAAAAUUUAUAUGAUUUGAGGGGUAAAAAGGCUUGCUUUGCUGGACUUGGAAUGCUCGCUGGUUGGAUUAUACCAAUUCAUACUCUCAUGAAACAAGGUGGACUAGAAAUUAUUGAUUGCAAUAAUCAUGUGAAAUCUGCUAUUAAAUACUUUGGGCCUAGCUGUGCUGUAAAUUCAUUGAUAGAUAAAUAUAAUCCAUUAGGGGACAAUUCUGAUCAAUUAUGCAAAUUGUGUAUUGGAAAACUACCUGGAGGAAGAUGUACAACUUCAGAUCCAUAUGCAGGAUAUGAAGGAGCAUUUAGAUGUUUGGUAGAGGCAGGAGAAAUUGCCUUCUUAGUACAUACAACUGUAAAUGAAAUGACAUCAACAACAUUUGACUUUAAUCAAUUUGAAUUACUUUGUCGAGAUGGUACUCGCAAAUCUAUCGAUGAAUAUACACAUUGUAAUUGGGGUAACGUUCCAUCACGUGCUAUAGUUACAUCGUCAGCUACAAAAGUGGAGACUCGCCGAUUGUAUCAGCGAUUUUUAGAAAAAGCAGUUCGAGUAUUGAAUAAACAUAACUCACAGAAUUCGACAGAGUUAUAUGACAAUCGUUUUGAAAAUCGACCAGGAUUUAAUUAUAGAUUUGGUGAAAAUAGUUUCAACAAAAGUGAAUAUUUCAAUUCUAAUGAAUAUAACGCGGAGAAUUUCGACAGUCGUAAUGGAUAUGAGAAAAGGUACAAUGGAAAUGGGCUGAAUUCAUGGGACGAGAGUCAUUCAACGAACAUACAACCAAUAGAAACGUUCAACUUAUUUGAAUCUGCACCUAGAUAUGGAAUGCAUCACAACUUAAUUUUUUCUGAUUCAGCACGGGAUUUCGUUCAAUUGCCGGAGAAGGAUCAAAUGUACACUGGUUAUUUAGGCAGAUCUCUAGAUCAAAUAUUAGGAGUCCGUCGUUGCCCCGUCAAUAGAAUGACUUUAUGUAUUACAUCUGAUCCAGAAAUGGAAAAAUGUAUAAGAAUGAAGAUAGCAUUGAAAGCACAAUUAUUGAAGCCGGAAUUAAAUUGUCAUAAGGGUCACAGUCAGAUUCAUUGCAUGCAGGCAAUACGAAGUGGAAUCGCCGAUGUAGCAAUAUUGGAUACCAGUGACGUAUAUACCGCUGGCCUGCGCUUCAAUUUGAUUCCAUUUAUAUCUGAGGUUUACAACUUACCCACACCAGAAUAUUAUGUUGUCGCAGUAGCGAAAGAAGAAGAUGACAACACAGAUCUGACUUAUCUUAAAAAUAAGUAUACUUGUCACACGGGAAUCAACACAGCUGCAGGUUGGGUAUAUCCAUUGGCGUAUCUUAUUUCCAAUACUUGGAUCAGAGGCUACGGUUGUGACUCGGUUCGCGCUGCUGCAGAAUAUUUUAGUAAAUCAUGCGUUCCGGGCGCUCUUAGCACCGAAUACAAUACAGGUGUCCCAUAUGAUAAUAUGUGCGAUUUAUGUCACGGUGCAAGUUUUCGUUACUGUCGCAGAGAUGCGUCUGAAGAUUAUUUUGGAUAUACCGGUGCAUUUAGGUGUUUAGUCGAGGGCGGAGGACACGUUGCUUUCGUAAAGCAUACGACAGUCGCGGAAAAUACAGAUGGAAAGCGACGAGAAAUGUGGGCGCGUAAUACUUUUACGAAAGACUUUGAACUACUUUGCCCGGAUGGUACCCGUCGGCCAACAACCGAUUACAUCAAUUGCAAUUUAGGAAAAGUGGCAUCAAACGCCGUAGUUACGCGUGGUGGAUACUACGAUUAUAACGAAACACAGAUAAACGCUUACAUAAACUUAUUCAUUUAUGCCCAACAAUUUUAUGGCAGAAAAGAGCAGGACGAAUUUAGCUUUAGUAUGUUUUACAGUCAACCACCGUACAGCGAUCUAAUUUUUCAAGAUGCUACGCAGCAAUUGAUGGUAAUACCGCCAGAAAAGAGAGAGUUUAGCGCGUAUUUAGGCCCAGAUUUUAUGAGAGCUAGAAGAAUCGUCGAUUGUAAUGCUGGUGCAUCAGCUAUAGAGCAAUCGAUAGUAGCUACGAUAACUAUGAUUAUACUCACAUACAUAUUUAGUAGAUAGAUAGAAUAUUUGAUAAUUAUUUCCUUGACCAAUGAAUC
Habropoda laboriosa is the source of this 2581-nucleotide messenger RNA. It is a transcript of the gene Tsf2, whose product is annotated as melanotransferrin. Gene Ontology annotation, cellular component: extracellular region; recycling endosome; early endosome. Bases 39 to 2543 code for a protein of 834 amino acids. The transcript has 9 exons. NCBI's taxonomy places the organism in Eukaryota, Metazoa, Arthropoda, Insecta, Hymenoptera, Apidae. Gene Ontology annotation, biological process: iron ion transport. The record is from RefSeq and is a predicted model, not a curated record.